Molecule: messenger RNA, 510 nt
Organism: Dovyalis caffra
Lineage: Eukaryota; Viridiplantae; Streptophyta; Magnoliopsida; Malpighiales; Salicaceae
Source: the annotation of a GenBank genome assembly
AUGGCUGCCGCUGCUAUGAUUUCGAAUUCUUUGAUUCUGACGAGAAAUCCUCAAGGAGUCCAGUUCUCUCAAGGGUUGUCUUCUUCUUCUUCUAUAAAGCCGUUGGACAAACGUGUCUUCGGUGUUGGUCUUGGAAAACUGCGAGUAACUAGCUCCAGAACUAGUGGAAGAUCACUCACAGUUCAAGCUGCUGCUUAUAGUGAUGACGGAAGGCCAAGCAAUGCAAGCAUUUUUGUUGGUGGAUUUGUUUUGGGAGGACUUAUAGUUGGUGCUCUUGGAUGUGUAUAUGCACCUCAGAUCAGCAAGGCAUUAGCUGGCACUGACCGGAAGGAUCUUAUGAGGAAGCUGCCCAAAUUCAUCUAUGAUGAAGAAAAAGCUCUGGAGAAAACACGAAAAAUAUUAGCGGCGAAGAUUGAACAGCUGAACUCGGCCAUUGAUGAUGUUUCCGCCCAACUCCGACCAGAAGAUGCUCCAAAUGGCGCCAGUGUGCAUUCUGAAGCUGCCAAAUGA